Messenger RNA from Ogataea philodendri, 489 nucleotides. RefSeq lists its product as uncharacterized. The transcript has 2 exons. Gene Ontology annotation, molecular function: iron chaperone activity; ferric iron binding; 2 iron, 2 sulfur cluster binding. The record is from RefSeq and is a predicted model, not a curated record. Gene Ontology annotation, biological process: iron incorporation into metallo-sulfur cluster; intracellular iron ion homeostasis. NCBI's taxonomy places the organism in Eukaryota, Fungi, Ascomycota, Pichiomycetes, Pichiales, Pichiaceae. Gene Ontology annotation, cellular component: mitochondrion. Bases 1 to 489 code for a protein of 162 amino acids.
AUGAGAACCACGCAAACUUUGAUCAGAUCCUCGCGCUUAAUUAGUCGGAGUUUUGCCAAAGGGGCCGUUCCCGCACUCAGACAGGUUAAUGUCGCAGGAUUCCAAUUACAACCAACGCAAAUACGUUGGAAUUCGAUCUCCAUCACCACGGAAGGUGUGGAAAUUCCAGAAAGCGUCAAGAACCUCACUUUAGAGCAGUACGACGUUAGCGCUAAUGAGACUUUGGAGUCGGUUUACUGUGAUUUAGAUGAUUUUUUUGACACCAAGGGAAUCUCGGACGCCGAUGUGGAAGAAAGCGGCUCAUAUGUGUUAAACAAACAGCCACCAAAUAAGCAAUUGUGGCUCAGUUCGCCUAUAUCAGGUCCCAAGAGAUUCGAUCUAGUGGACGGAAAAUGGAUCAGCAUUCGCGAUAAUCUAAAACUUUUGGACAUCCUGCAGACGGAGAUCAAUGACAUAUAUGGAGACUUUGAGUUUACCAGUGAGUUCUGA